Carassius auratus (goldfish) is the source of this 3417-nucleotide messenger RNA. Its product is annotated as kelch domain-containing protein 8A-like. Lineage: Eukaryota; Metazoa; Chordata; Actinopteri; Cypriniformes; Cyprinidae. The record is from RefSeq and is a predicted model, not a curated record. The transcript has 6 exons. Gene Ontology annotation, molecular function: protein binding. The coding region runs from base 389 to 1453 and encodes 354 amino acids.
UGAGAUGGCCUUAUGUAGGUUAUCAGAUGCACUGGAGCCCCCUUGAGUAUGUCUGAAAUUAAUGUCAAAAUGACGGAUAUGGUGAAGAGCUGCGAUGAAUAUUUCAUGCAUGACCCAUAUGAGGGAAAGAGAGAGGGAGAGAGAGGAGAGAGCGGGAGGUAUUGCUGAGAGACGCUGUGCGCGGUUCGGCGGAGCCUGAGCUGCUGAUGCUGCUGCUGCUGAUGCUGAUGCUGGGAGGCUGACUGACAGACAGAGAGGGAGGGUCUAUUCCACGCGAGGAUUAUUAUUGCUCUGCUUCGCGCUUUAUCCAUAAGGGAAGCACCCGAGGAGAAUCGGAAGAAACCGAAGCCCAGACCCGAAAAGAGCUGUUGUGAGGGACCACAGGGUGAUGACGGUGCCCUCGGCCCAUGAGUUUCAUUGGCAGAGCCUGGCGUGUCUUUCCAGUGGCCGCGUGUAUCACUCAUUGGCUGAUGUCGGGGGGCAGCUGUAUAUGGUGGGGGGUUGCGAUGCCUCGGGUCGACCCACCAGCGCUCUUGAUCUCUACUCCCCUGAGGUGGACCGCUGGCUCAGUCUUCCUCCGAUGCCCACGCCGAGAGCCGGUGCGGCGGUGGCUGUCUUAGGUAAGCAGCUGCUGGUGGUCGGGGGAAUGGGGAAGGACCAGCGCCCCCUGAAGGCCGUGGAGGUAUACAACACAGAAGAAGGCAAGUGGAGGAAGAGGUGCUCACUCAGAGAGGCAUCCAUGGGGCUUUCUGUCACUGUUAAAGACGGCAGAGCUCUUGCUGUUGGGGGUAUGGGAGCAGACCUCCUGCCUAGAAGUGUUCUCCAGCAGUACGACCUUCGCAAGGACAUGUGGGCGCUCCUUCCACCCAUGCCCACCCCGCGCUACCAUACCAGCAUCUGCCUACUGGGCUCCAAAAUCUACGUGGCAGGUGGACGUCAGUGUAAGCGUUUGGUGAAGGCGUUUGAAGUCUUUGACAUGGAAAGCCGCACCUGGUCCUCUCUACCCAGCCUGCCCUGCAAGAGAUCUUAUUCUGGGGUCUUAUGGGACAGUGCAGGACAUCUCUGCUGGUUAGGAGGGCUCAGACAAGGAGGACUACACCAAAGUUCAAAGUUUACCAAGAAUGUUAACAUCUUUGAUACCAACCAAGGAACUUGGUUAAAAUCGGAGGACACUGUACCCUUGAAGACCAAGCGAGCAGACUUUGCCACAGCCAUAGUGCGAGGCAGAAUGAUCGUGGCGGGAGGUCUAGGCCAUCAGCCAUCAGUGCUGGACACUGUUGAAGCCUUCCAUCCCGAAAAAAGGAAAUGGGAGAUGCUGUCGCCUAUGGCCUCGCCGCGUUGCUCUGCCACCAGCAUCGUGAUCCGUGAUCGCUUACUGGUAGUAGGAGGCGUCAAUCAAGUCCCAAGCUCUGCCCACGAGAUUCUAUAUGUAAAAGAGGAGGAGAUUCUUUAACCAUAAAACUUUAGGUUCACACAUCAGAAAAAGUUGCCUUCCGUGAUCAAGUAAAACACAAAUUUUCACAUUAAAGGCUGCGGUCACGUUAAGCAUUGCUUUGAGUUUUCACAUGAGAGGCAAAAACAUUCUCAAUUCAGUUGUCUCUCUCGGUUGGUCAUGCAAUUUUUUAGCCAUGCUGAGCAAUACAAAUCUGCUUGGUUUGAAAGUGAUUCUGUUUGAGCUGUGUGUCAUAUCUACGCUAUUAACAAUGGACCUUUUUUUUUUGGCAAAAUUUUGCAGAGAAAAAAAUCCAGAUCUGCACAAUGGGGACUUUUGCAUGAGAGUGAAAAAUUUUCCAGCACAGUUUUUCCUCUUAUUUAAACAAAUUCGCCAAGCCGACCAACAGAAAACUGCUUGGUUUCGUGUGGCGAAUUCUUGUUGUGACCAACCUGAAUAUGAGCGUAAACUGAGUGAGGAACUUUAUCGUAACCAAGCAGCUUUCUGUUGGUCAGCUUGGUGAAUUCACAUGACCAACUUGAACAGCGAAAAUGCUGCAAUGACAGUAGAUUAACGGAAACUGAAGAAUGAAUGUAGAAGACAACGUUUACAGAGAUGCCUACUACAUUGUCCCUUGUGGCAUUUCUAACAUAUUUCAUACAGUGAUGGAUAAAAUCACUUACAUAAUCUACUUAUGUAGAUAAUGUUUUGAACUUAAUUCCCAAGUGUCUAAGGAAGGCAGUUCAUGCCCAAAAUUAAAUACAGUGUUGACUUUAUGAUAUUCAAAGACCUUAUGCAGUCUUUGCUCAUUCACAUUGGUCACACAAAUUCGUCAAGCUGACUAACGAAAGCUGCAUGAUUCAUGUGGUGAAUUCUCAUGACCACACGGGGAACUUUAUUAUAACCAAGCAGCAUUCUGUUGCUCAGCUCGGUGAAUUCAGGUGACCAACUUGAACAGCAGCGAAAUCUACGCAGGGAACUCAUGCGAAUCUCCCAGACACACGGACUGGAUUUCGCCCGCAAAAUUUUGCUAAUGUGACCACAUCUUAAAGUCUGAAAAACACUCUACAGUAUGCAAAAGUGAGUGCAUUGCAAAUGCAAUAAGGGAGGCUGUAGUUUCCUUCAAACAUCUGUCUUAAACCGAAUUCAGGUAGCUAGCUACAAAAAUGUCAACAGUUUAAAUGUAAAAUGUGUCAUUUUUUGCACCCCAGUGCAAGGUUUUCUUCAGACUGUUGCUCCGCCAUGACAGUAGUUUAGCUGAAACAGAGCAAUGACAGUAGAAGACAAUGUUUACAUUUAUUGCCUACUAUAGUGCCUCUUGUGGCAAUGCUGACAUAUUUCAUAAUGUGUUGAUGCAUGAAAUCAAACUAGAGCUGCUGUUUAUGUACUUAUGUAGAGUAUGUUUUGGGCUUAAUGUCAGUACAACAAGGUUUAUGAAUGCUAGACUGUUCAAAUAAAUAAGCUACAUUAUGUGACGAGGAAUAACUAAAGCACAUAGUAUGAAACAAAAUGUAUUUUAGUUCCACAAAGCUUGCUGUAAAUGCCAUUAAUACAAAAUGUACAGCAAUGAGAAUCUGCCUUUUAAAGCCAACAGCACCAAACACCCACUGAAUGAUCUAAGCCAACAACAUAUGCACAAACACAGCUUCAGAAACACAAUAAAUAAGUGUUUGAAAUAGAUGCAGAUUUAGCAGUCUCCCUAUAAUAGUAUAUUGAGAUAUUUUAGGGUAUUUACAGGGUUGCUAAGUAAUCUACUGCUGUUUUUAGCAUGAUCAUUUAGUAAUACAGCAGGUCUUAUUAAUAAAGUGAAGUUUUAGGAUAUUAAUUGUGCAUACCUCACUGCAUUAUUUGUGUAGGAGGUGUUGUGUGAACAGAUUUUGUUGGUUCGUAUGGUGAAUAUUGAUUAUUUUUCACUCAUUCUGGUCAGUUUCAUCCUUGUCAAAGGUAACUUGCACUGCUGUAGCACAUACUACAUGCAAUCCUUU